AUGAAUCGUCUAUUGUCACUUCAAAGGGCUAGCUUUUCCUUAGUCAACCUUUAUCAGUCGUCAGUUUGUAAAGGAAGUAUCUUUGAUCCGAAUUGUUCACAAAAUCGGGUUUUAAAACCAACUAUACGCUGGAAAUCUAAAGGGGGACAUGUGAAAAACGUUAAAAAACUUUGUCGAAAUGAUAUCACUGCAGAAGUUUUGUCAUUUAUAAAAGAGGAUAAAAUGAACAAAGAAUUCCAAAAUGUCUUGUCACGUUUUCAAAACUUUAUAGUCCAGCGUUUGAGUUUAAGAAUGACUCCACAGACAUUUUUCGAUAUUAUGCUUCCUGAACUAAAUGUAAAACUUGGUCAAGUGGCGAAUAUUAUCCUGCAAAAUAAUAUGAAUCAAAACAUGACCUCAAAAGAUUCUCAUAACAAAGCAAAUUUAGGGAAUCAAUAUCUUCUCGUCGAUCUUACCGGCAGACCUGAACUUUUUGUUUCUGCUCGAAAGGCAGUAAUUGCCUUUUUAGAUCCAUGUAAAGACGGUUCUGGGGAAAGCAGAGUUCAAACAGUUAGUCAAUGUGCAUUUACCAUACAAUUAAAUACUGUUAUUACCAAGGAAUCUCGUCAAAGAGCCCUGGCUCAAGGACAUGAAUUAUUACAUCAGACAAUUCAUGAAAUGGAUAAAAUUUGUCAUGCUCAUAAUAAAUUAUUAAAUUCCAAAGAAGCUAAAGAAAAAUUAAGUGAAGAUGAUCUAUUCAUGGCUCGUGAAUAUCUACGCACAGUUGUUAAGGAACAACAUAAAUUAGCUGAAUCAAUGUGGAAUCCGAAAAAAAUUGAAUUAGAAGGUGAAAAGUGA
Molecule: messenger RNA, 837 nt
Organism: Schistosoma rodhaini
Lineage: Eukaryota; Metazoa; Platyhelminthes; Trematoda; Strigeidida; Schistosomatidae
Source: the annotation of a GenBank genome assembly